This is a messenger RNA of Coregonus clupeaformis (lake whitefish), 840 nucleotides long. Its product is annotated as troponin T, slow skeletal muscle-like. Gene Ontology annotation, cellular component: troponin complex. The record is from RefSeq and is a predicted model, not a curated record. The coding region runs from base 68 to 820 and encodes 250 amino acids. Gene Ontology annotation, molecular function: troponin T binding; tropomyosin binding. The transcript has 12 exons. Gene Ontology annotation, biological process: slow-twitch skeletal muscle fiber contraction; sarcomere organization; regulation of muscle contraction. Lineage: Eukaryota; Metazoa; Chordata; Actinopteri; Salmoniformes; Salmonidae.
CCGCUCUUCUCUCAUCACCAGGAAGCACCACUGUCUUUUCCAUCGUCUUUCUUGCGGCUGAGUAACUAUGUCUGACAUAGAGGAAGAGAAUGAGGAUCAGCAGGAGGAAGAAGAGGAACGUCCUAAAUACAAGCCCAUGGUCUCCCAGCUCGCUGCCCCCAAAAAUCCUGAGGGGGAUAGGGUGGACUUUGAUGUGAGCCGACAUGACAUCCACAGGAAGAGAAUGGAGAAGGAUCUUCUGGAGCUGCAGACCCUGAUCGACGUCCAUUUUGACCAGAGGAAGAAAGAGGAGGAAGAACUCAUUGGGCUCAAGGACAGGAUUGAGAACCGCAGAUCAGAGAGAGCAGAGCAGCAGCGUGUGCGAGCGGAAAAAGAACGGGACAGACAGACGAGAAUUGCGGAAGAGCGGCAGAGGAAGGAGGAUGAGGAAGCCAAGAAAAGGGCAGAUGACGACGCCAAGAAGAAGAAAGUGCUCUCUAACAUGGGGGCUCACUUUGGGGGUUUCUUGGCAAAGGCAGAACAGAGGAGAGGGAAGAGACAAACAGGGAGGGAGAUCAAGAAGAAGACACUGGCGGAGAGACGCAAACCCCUCGCCAUUGACAACCUGAGAGAGGACGGCCUGAGGGAGAGAGCUAAAGAGAUGUGGGAGUGGAUUUACCAGCUCGAGUCAGACAAAUUUGACCUGACUGAAAAGACGAGACGACAGAAAUACGAGAUAAACGUUCUUCUGAAUAGAAUUUCUCAUGCCCAGAAAUUCUCCCUCUAUCUCUGCAGUAAAAAGGUCCAUGGUAAGGGAAAGGUCGGGGGUCGCUGGAAGUGAGCACACAGUGGAAGCAGUGA